GAGAGUAGCAGAAAGUGAAAAACGUUCGGACAACGUGAGUUGCGGCGGUAUGUGUAGUCUCUGCACGUGUAUUAAUUCUUUAAACAUGCAACCAUUCAGAAAAUAAAUACUUUAAUCAGCACGAGACAAAGCUACUGUGGCGCGCUUUGGAUAUGGCUUUAAACAAGUCCAUGCACCCUCGGAACCGUUACAAAGACAAACCUCCGGACUUCGCCUACUUGGCUUCCAAAUAUCCAGACUUCCAGCAGCACGUCCACACCAGCCUCGCAGGACGACCCGUUGUGAAUUUCAAGGAACCAGAGGCGGUGCGGGCCUUGACCUGCACUUUGCUGAAGGAAGACUUUGGUUUGUCCAUAGAGAUUCCUCUAGAGCGCCUCAUUCCCACCGUCCCACUGCGUCUCAACUACAUUCACUGGGUGGAGGACCUGAUCGACGGACAGAACCAGCCGCGCAGGGGCAUCGACAUUGGCACUGGAGCAUCUUGUAUCUACCCCUUGCUUGGAGCCACCAUGAACGGCUGGUAUUUCCUUGCCACAGAGGUGGAUGACAUCUGUUUUGACUACGCCACAAAGAACGUGGAGCAGAACAACCUCUCGGACCUCAUCAAAGUUGUCAAGGUCCCUCAGAAGACUUUACUGAUGGACGCUCUGAAAGAAGAGACGGAGAUCAUCUAUGACUUUUGCAUGUGCAACCCUCCUUUCUUUGCAAAUCAGCUGGAAGCAAAGGGGGUGAACUCCAGGAACUCACGGCGACCUCCUCCUAGUUCAGUAAACACUGGAGGGGUGACGGAGAUCAUGGCAGAAGGCGGGGAACUGGAGUUCGUCAAACGAAUCAUUCACGACAGCCUGCAGCUCAAGAAGCGCUUGAGGUGGUACAGCUGCAUGUUGGGGAAGAAAUGCAGCCUGGCACCUUUGAAAGAGGAGCUGAGGAAGCAAGGGGUUCCUAAAGUGGCCCACACAGAGUUCUGUCAGGGACGCACCAUGCGGUGGGCGCUGGCCUGGAGCUUCUGCGAUGACGUUAUUGUUCCAUCUCCUCCCAAUAAGAAGCGUAAACUGGAGAAGAUGCGGAAACCCCUGUCUUUUACGCUGACGGAGGCAGGACUGAAGGAGCUGCAGGCCAAGGCAGCAGCUAUCGGUUGCACUGCUCACAGCUCUGUGAACAGCAUCACUGCACUGGUGGAGAAGACCCUCACUGACCUUAGGGUUCUACACAAACGUGUCCCCUGCGGGGAGCAGGAGCAGAGUCUCCUUCUGACGGCGGUCGAGAACACUUGGAUCCACGGACGACAGAAACGGCGGGAACAGACGCGUCAGUUGCGAGAACUUCCCAGAGCACAUCAGCUGGCCUCAGGUGCUCCCACCGCAGCCCCCGCCUCCACCGAGGGUAACGGUGAUAAGAAAGCCAGUCAGCCGCCACAAGCAGAGCAGAUUGGCAGCGGGGGCUCUUCAAAUGAACAAACAGACAGGCAAAAAGAAGAUGCAGAACAUGUAACGGAUGAGGACGUGGACAUGGAGUCUAGCUGCACAGGAGCAGGACAGGAAACGGGAGCCAGUGGACCUCUGGGUAAGCGGCCUCUGAGCCCUGGGGCAGUCCCGCACUUCCUGUUCAAGUGUCUGCUGAACGUGAUGCCAGAGGAGAGCGAUGUGGUGAUUGAGAUGCACUGGGUCGAGGGUCACAAUAAAGACCUGAUGAACCAACUGUGCACUUUCCUGAAAAACACACUUUUAAAGUGUGUCACAAAGUCCUAAGUAAUCAGAAAGAACCAAAUAUGUUUUAACCAACAUAUUCAGACCACAGAAACGAUAACUAGUAUAAAGAAUAAGCGUUUUUUAGAGAAUUAAAUAAUACAUUUUAGACGGUGGUUUUACUGUGUACAGCUUUUGACAUGCCUGUAUCGGUUGAGAUUUUAUUCCAGCAGAAGAUCACAGUCAUGAUUUGUCUUGACUGCCAUUAUUUUCAGAUUUGCCUUUUUAAGGUAGUUCAAUUUGUACAUUUAAUGUGGAAUAAACCAAAUAACCUGCUUUUAUAACA
Molecule: messenger RNA, 2031 nt
Organism: Betta splendens (Siamese fighting fish)
Lineage: Eukaryota; Metazoa; Chordata; Actinopteri; Anabantiformes; Osphronemidae
Gene: mettl16
Product: methyltransferase 16, N6-methyladenosin
Exons: 10
Coding region: 153-1748 (531 amino acids)
Biological process (GO): rRNA base methylation
Cellular component (GO): nucleus
Molecular function (GO): 23S rRNA (adenine(1618)-N(6))-methyltransferase activity
Source: RefSeq, a predicted model, not a curated record